AUGUUCAAGUUGUUGGGUAAAACUACAUUAAAAGCAGCCUCCUUGCGCUCACAGGCACUACUAUCCAACUACCCCAAGAUCCUCACGAAGCCAGUCAUAUCACCUACUUUUCAAAGUCUACGAAGCUUAUUUAUUCAAACAUCAGAUACACCUAACGACCAUGCGUUGAAGUUCCUUCCAUCUAUGAAGAUAUUAGAAGAGAAUGAAACUCGUGAAUAUUUAAGCGGGAGAGAGGCGCAUUCGUCGCCUCUUGCAGUUAAGCUAUUUAGCGUUGAUGGAAUAAAGUCCAUCAUGUUUGGUUCAAAUUUUAUCACCAUUGAAAAAAGUCCUCAAAUUGAGUGGCAAUUACUAAAGCCGGAAAUAUUUUCAAUCCUUACUGAAUACUUGACCAACGGCUUGCCUGUGGUCAACAUUGACGGUGAGGAUGCAGAGUUGGCGAGCGACGUCGCAUUUAAUGAAGAUGACGAUGAGGUAGUGUCGAUGAUUAAAGAAUUGAUCUUUACGAGAAUACGUCCAGCGAUACAAGACGAUGGCGGUGAUAUUGAAUUUGUGGAUUUCAGAGAGUCUGAUGGAACCGUCUACCUCAAGUUGAAAGGAGCUUGUAGGACCUGCGACUCUAGCUCAGUCACGUUAAAAAAUGGUAUUGAAAGCAUGUUAAAGCAUUACAUCGAAGAAGUGCAGUCAGUUGAGCCUAUUGAGGAGAUGGCAGAAGCUGCGCCAACAAUGGCCAAUGUCUCACCUCGUAGCAGGGAAUAG
Lodderomyces margitis is the source of this 756-nucleotide messenger RNA. RefSeq lists its product as uncharacterized. Gene Ontology annotation, molecular function: iron ion binding; iron-sulfur cluster binding. Bases 1 to 756 code for a protein of 251 amino acids. The transcript has a single exon. Gene Ontology annotation, cellular component: mitochondrion. NCBI's taxonomy places the organism in Eukaryota, Fungi, Ascomycota, Pichiomycetes, Serinales, Debaryomycetaceae. The record is from RefSeq and is a predicted model, not a curated record. Gene Ontology annotation, biological process: iron-sulfur cluster assembly.